AACAGCCGCUAAGGGCCGCCAUUUUGUGCGGAGCCUACUCUGCAAAAGCGGGAGAGGAUUAAAACCGUCGGAGGUGAAGGACGCAAUUUUACUUCGUCUCGUACUGAAGGAAGAACAAACCCUGGGCUUUCUGUCGAAUUCAACGCGACGAUUUAUCACCAAACGCAGAUCAAUUUAUUUGCAUCCCAACAGGUUGAGCUAGUUAGUAAGAAUUGAGACAGGUAGCUCAUCGGAGACAGAAAGUGGUGAAGGCACAGGUGUAGAGAGAUGAAGUAUACCUUUUCGGUUCAGGUAAUACCCAUGGAGGGGGGACCGACCGAGGCAGUGGUUGAAGAGGCAGGGGAUGCUUUUAAGGCAAAGGAAUGUAAGACAUACCAAAGGCGGCGUGAGGAUGAAGAGGUGGGAGCUGAACUGCUGCAGGCUGCUGGGUUAGAACAAGUCCAGGCUGAAGGAGAGGCUGUAGUGACCCAGCAGCAACUGGUUGAAGGAGUAGUUAAUGUCAACAGCAGUGUGGAAAUGAUGGUGAUGGAGUCCCUGGACCCUACCUUGCUUCAGAUGAAGACAGAAGUUAUGGAGGCUGCUGUCGGAGGAGCCGUUGGCGUGGCCGGCGCUGCGCAUGAAGCCACUGUCACCACUGUCGAUGACACUCAGAUCAUCACCCUACAGGUGGUCAACAUGGAAGAGCAACAGUUGGGGUUGGGAGAGCUGCAGCUGGUGCAGGUGCCUGUUUCGGCUGUGCCCGUCACUGCAGCCACUGUAGAAGAGCUGCAGGGAACGCUGGUGGAUGCCACUACCAUGCCUAAAGAUGGAGAGCCAGUCAUUUGUCACACACUGCCGCUGCCUGAGGGUUUUCAGGUGGUUAAGGUAGGUGCAAAUGGAGAAGUGGAGACGGUGGAGCAGGAUGAGCUUCAGGCCCAAGAGGAGCAGCCUCAACAGCAAGUAGAGGAUGAGAUGGCCGAAGUCCAAAAUGAAGACCCCAACUGGUCCAAAGAUCCAGACUACGCACCACCUGUUAAAAAGACUAAGAAGACAAAGAAAAGCAAGCUGCGCUACAACACAGAGGGAGAUAAAGAUAUGGAUGUGUCCGUGUACGACUUUGAAGAAGAACAGCAGGAAGGAUUGCUCUCUGAGGUCAAUGCUGAGAAAGUUGUGGGAAACAUGAAACCACCCAAACCAACCAAAAUCAAAAAGAAGGGUGUUAAGAAGACAUUCCAGUGUGAGCUGUGUAGUUACACCUGCCCACGGCGUUCCAACCUGGACCGCCACAUGAAGAGCCACACAGAUGAGAGGCCUCACAAGUGCCAUCUUUGUGGACGAGCCUUCAGGACUGUCACCUUGUUAAGAAACCACCUUAACACCCACACAGGCACCAGACCACAUAAGUGCACUGACUGUGACAUGGCUUUUGUCACCAGUGGAGAGCUGGUGCGACACAGACGCUACAAGCACACUCAUGAGAAACCAUUCAAGUGCUCCAUGUGUGACUAUGCCAGUGUGGAGGUUAGUAAGCUGAAGCGCCACAUUCGCUCUCACACUGGAGAGCGUCCGUUCCAGUGCAGCUUGUGCAGUUAUGCCAGUAGAGAUACCUACAAGCUGAAAAGACACAUGAGGACACACUCAGGAGAGAAGCCCUAUGAGUGCUACAUCUGUCAUGCACGUUUCACCCAGAGUGGCACCAUGAAGAUGCACAUUCUGCAGAAGCACACAGAAAAUGUGGCAAAGUUUCACUGCCCCCACUGUGACACAGUUAUUGCCCGCAAGAGUGAUCUCGGUGUACAUCUCCGUAAGCAGCAUUCCUACAUUGAGCAGGGCAGGAAGUGCCGCUAUUGUGAUGCUGUGUUUCAUGAGCGCUAUGCUCUCAUCCAGCAUCAGAAGUCCCACAAAAACGAGAAACGAUUCAAAUGUGACCAGUGUGACUAUGCAUGCCGUCAGGAGCGCCACAUGGUCAUGCAUAAGCGCACCCAUACUGGGGAGAAGCCAUAUGCGUGUAGCCAAUGUGACAAGACCUUCAGACAGAAACAGCUCCUGGACAUGCACUUUAGGCGUUACCAUGACCCUACCUUUGUACCCACAUCGUUUGUAUGCAACAAGUGUGGCAAGACCUUCACUCGGAAGAACACCAUGGCCAGGCAUGCUGAAAACUGCUCUGGUGUGGAUUCUGCUGAAGGAGAAAAUGGUACUCCACCAAAGAAAGGCCGUGGGGGCAGAAAGAGGAAGAUGCGCUCUAGAAAGGAUGAUGAUGAUGAUGACGAUGACUCUGCAGAUGAGCAUGGAGAGCCUGAUCUAGAAGACAUUGAUGAAGAGGAAGAAGAGGAGGAGAUUAUUGAGGAUGAUCAGAUGGAUAUGGAACAAGCUCCACCCAGCAUUCCUAUCCCUGCUCCUGUUGAACCACCCGUUAAGAGGAAACGGGGCAGACCCCCCAAGAAUGCAGCCAAGGUUUCUCCUGUCAAGUCUGGUCCAAAUACCACCCCAGCUACUGCUGCCAUCAUCCAAGUGGAGGAUGAAAGCACGGGGGCCAUUGAGAACAUCAUCGUGAAGAAGGAGCCUGAAGCCUCUGAUACAGCUGUUGCUGAUGUCCAGCCUGUGGUAGAAGAGGUGGACGCGAUUGAGGCUGAUGUAGAAACAGUGCAGAUAGCCAUCCCUGAAGCUGCACCUAACGGCGACCUUACUCCUGAAAUGAUCCUUAGCAUGAUGGACCGGUGAUCUGGGGAUUAAUUCAAACACACAAGGCUGAACACACUUGCUUACAUAAAAAAACACAUCCAUGUAUGUGUUACUAAUUAUAUACACACAUGCUUACAUGCUUCUCUUUUCUUAUCUCUUUAAAUACCACGCUUCUUUUCUUUUGAAUCCUCGUGUUUAUAGCUUGAUGUCAAAGCAAAGACAUGUUGUAUUCCCAUUUCCUAUAAAAUCUGACUUCUUAAAGUUCUUACAAUUCGUCUUUCGUAACAUUUAUACUCAUGAGGAUUACAAAACCACGCAUGGAAAUACAUUUUCCCACCAUAGUAGUUUUUAAAACUUUUUUUGCUGUGUGUACUAUGUACUUUGAGGGAUGAGAUUAGAGCGAGAAUGCAGUGUCUCGAGAUUUAACUCUGUGUGCUACAUGCAUCUAAACGUUUUCCAGCUAACCUGACGUGUAUGUUUUUUCGAAGCGGACAUUGCUAUGGCAAUACUAAGAAAUAUUUAAUUUGUGCCUGCUUGAUAUCUAGAAUCGCUGUCACUGCUGUACAAAUGGGUUAUUUUAACCCAUCUGUCUAAGAAAAUCCUUUCAAUGUUUGACAUUUUAUGAUUACAUUUAUUCGCCGUUUGUUCCUCAUGUGCUGUUUCACUGGUCGCAGUUGAUAAUGUUAGCGAGAGUAGAAAUGUAGCCAUCCAAUUGUCAAGCUAGGGACAUUCAUUCAUUCACAUGUCUAAAAAAAAUGCGGUUGAUAAAGAUGUACAAAAAAGGUAAUCUCUGCUAGUCUUGCUUGUAAAUAAUUUUUAUUUUUUGUUUUAUUAUGAACAUUUUAAUCUUUUUCUAGUGAUUUGAUGACCUGACUGCUAUGUUAAUGGCUUUUAACAGUAGUUGUUUGUUUGGAAACAUGCAACACCACUUGACAGCUUUCAUUUACUUGCAGGGAAAAAUUAAAGCCCGAAGAAUCAUGUAGGCUGCAUAACCCAUUUUCUUUUUCCUUCUGUAGCUUGAAUCGUUGCAUUUGAAUCUGCUCGACUAGCUUGUUUGGCAGGGUUGCUUUAUGUUGAAUAUAAACUUUUUGCCAUCGAUUUAAAACCACAUGUGGUUUUAAUGUUAUUCCAUCUGAUGAAUUGGUUUCAAUGUUGAAUUUUGUUCUAGCUUUGUAAAAGGAGGAAAAGGGAUCGAACUGGGAAAAAAACAGUUGCUUGUCUUAUAGAUCAUUUGAAUCUGUUUUGAUGUGGUUGCUUGCAACUAGCCCAUAAAACUGAACUAUGUAACCUGAAAUUUGAUCAUUUAAAACAUUACGUAGGAUAUUAAAAGAUGUCUUGCAGUUUACAAAGUUAUAUCAGACCACAUCUUAUUUAAGUAGUUUAAUAUGGUUGUUUGAGGAAGAUAUUUUGAUACGAUCUGUUUCUAGAAGGGGAUGCUUGGAUAAUUUGUAAAAAGUUUGUCAAUUGUUUAAAAAAAGCCCAUGUCAUUUUUUUUCCAUUUCUGAUCUUUUUCUGAUUCACAAUGAUGUUUUCCUCCAACAUGUAAUUGCAUUUAAAUUGCUUUCUUUUUUUAAGCUCUUAAAAAUUCUAGGUUAAUAUGCAUUUUGUUUUUUUACCUAGCUGUACUGUGUGAAUUUUACAGUGGGCAGAAAACCAACAUUAUAAAGACAUUUGUUAUGGCUGGGUGGGUCAUAAAGGGCAGAUGAGAUAAGAUGGUGUGGAGAAUGUAUUGCUGUACAGCUAAUAAAAAAUAUUGUCCUAUGUCA
Molecule: messenger RNA, 4430 nt
Organism: Misgurnus anguillicaudatus (oriental weatherfish)
Lineage: Eukaryota; Metazoa; Chordata; Actinopteri; Cypriniformes; Cobitidae
Source: RefSeq, a predicted model, not a curated record